Molecule: messenger RNA, 11244 nt
Organism: Epinephelus fuscoguttatus (brown-marbled grouper)
Lineage: Eukaryota; Metazoa; Chordata; Actinopteri; Perciformes; Serranidae
Gene: thrb
Product: thyroid hormone receptor beta
Exons: 12
Coding region: 627-1874 (415 amino acids)
Biological process (GO): thyroid hormone receptor signaling pathway; retinoic acid receptor signaling pathway; positive regulation of transcription by RNA polymerase II
Molecular function (GO): RNA polymerase II cis-regulatory region sequence-specific DNA binding; zinc ion binding; nuclear receptor activity
Source: RefSeq, a predicted model, not a curated record
UUUUGUUCGGUUCCUGCCCGUGAUUCGGCUCCCUGAUCCCCCGUAGCGAGCAGCCGGAGCGCUACAAUUGUCAGUUUCGUUACUGUGCCGCUUUUUAACGUUUGUUUUCGGCUCCAUGUUGAAGUUUUUUGCGUGCAGAGACACAGAUUCUCGUAGCCGCAGACACUGUUAGCCCAUACUACUCUCACUUCACACACACACGCACACACUCACACAGUGCACACGCAGACACGCGCGCAGCUCUCGCCUGAUUUGCACCAGCGCGGGUCAUUUUAGGUUAAACCCUGGCGCUGUGUCCCGUUCAGUUUAGCCGACGGAGAUCAUCACUGGUUCCAGUUGAGGAGGAAUGCACAGGCACUGGGACUCCAAAUAAUAUUGGGAAAGGAUCUCGUCUUGCAUAUGCGGUGUUUCUCUCGGGGAGCUCAGCAGCUCCUCAGUGCUGCCUGGAGUCAGACUUCACCACUUCCUCUGUGUCUGCUGGGUGAUUGGCAGUUGGGCCGCUGCCAAGGCCUGGACAGGCAUGAAACUCUCCUGGUUGAAUCAUCAGUGUUCUUUCAUCAAAGCUAGGUAUCCAGAUGUCUGAGGAGGCUCUGAGGAUGACGACUUGGCCUUAGAACCCCACCAGUAUGUCAGAGCCAGCAGAAAAUUGCUCCCCCCGCUGGAAAGAUGAGGCCAUUCAAAAUGGGUACAUUCCAAGUUACCUGGACAAGGAUGAGCUAUGUGUAGUGUGCGGGGACAAAGCCACAGGCUAUCACUAUCGCUGCAUUACCUGUGAAGGGUGCAAGGGCUUCUUCAGGCGAACCAUCCAGAAGAACCUCAACCCAACCUACGCUUGUAAGUACGAGGGGAAAUGUGUCAUCGACAAAGUGACCAGGAACCAGUGCCAGGAAUGUCGCUUCAAGAAGUGCAUUGUGGUGGGAAUGGCAACCGACUUGGUGUUGGACGACAGCAAGAGGCUGGCCAAGCGGAAACUAAUCGAGGAGAACCGGGAGCGCCGUCGGAAGGAGGAACUGCAAAAGACAGCGUGGGACCGACAGGAGCCCACCCAGGAGGAGUGGGACCUGAUCCGUAUGGUGACUGAGGCCCAUAUGGCCACAAACGCACAGGGCAACCACUGGAAGCAGAAGCGGAAAUUCCUGGUCGAGGAAGCUAUGCUUCUUAAUGAAAUAACAUGUAAUUUAUUCUAUACUUCUGACCAGAGUGCAGCGGGGGUGAAGGAAACUAAGCCUGAGGAAAUUGGUCAAGCGUCCAUGGUCAAUACACCUGAAGGAAACAAAGUGGAUAUAGAAGCCUUCAGUCAGUUUACAAAAAUUAUCACCCCUGCCAUAACCCGAGUGGUGGACUUUGCCAAAAAACUGCCUAUGUUUUGUGAGCUGCCUUGUGAAGACCAGAUCAUCCUGUUGAAAGGCUGUUGCAUGGAGAUCAUGUCACUGCGAGCUGCCGUUCGCUAUGACCCAGAGAGCGAGACCCUCACGCUCAAUGGUGAGAUGGCAGUCACGCGAGGUCAGCUUAAGAACGGAGGCUUGGGAGUAGUCUCGGAUGCCAUUUUUGACCUUGGCGUGUCGCUGUCCUCCUUUAACUUGGAUGACUCUGAGGUGGCUCUUCUACAGGCUGUCAUCCUGCUUUCAUCUGAUCGGCCGGGCCUGAGUAGCGUGGAGCGAAUUGAACGCUGCCAAGAGGAGUUCCUGCUGGCCUUUGAACAUUACAUCAACUACCGCAAACACAAAGUGGCGCAUUUCUGGCCCAAGCUGCUAAUGAAGGUGACGGACCUGCGGAUGAUCGGCGCCUGCCACGCCAGCCGAUUCCUUCACAUGAAAGUGGAGUGUCCCACCGAGUUAUUCCCUCCUCUCUUUCUGGAGGUCUUCGAGGACUGACCAAUGGAUUCUAGUGGAUGUGUGUGUGUGCAUGUAUGUGUGUGUGUGUGUGUAAGUAUGUGUGUGCAUACGUCAGCGCCUGGGCACCCUGGUGGUCUCAGGGGUGGAACCAGCAGAAGGCCCGUCACAAUGAACUUUCUAUUAGCACUACUGAGUGUCACUUCAUUCCAUAGUUUAGGAGUAGCUCUCUGGUCUAGUUUUGGAUGGAACCAUUCCUUACAGUGCGGGUACAUGUGAAUAGCAUUUUGCUCUUUUUUUUUUUUUUUUUUUUGGUUUUGUUGUUAAUGUUGUGGAUAUAACCUCUCACCUCGGAUUUUACUAUAGUUUUUUUUGUGUUGAUGAUUGUACAGUUGGCAUCAUGGUGAUUUUAUCAACACUUGUUCAUUCAUUAGAAACCAUGCAAAUGUUGUAUUUUCCUUCCUUUAUGUUGAAAAACUCAAAAUGGCUGCUCACCUGACACACGUAACAAGACAUUGUUAGCGAUCUGUUAGCCUUCCCCCCACCUGCUCGACUUUAUUGGACCCAUUUGUUGGUAUAUUACUAUAGUCAGUCAUCCUUAUGGUGAGUGUCUGAACUGUUCAGUGCCUCGCCAGCAUACUGUGACCUGACCUUUUGACAGCAACACUCAUUCUAAUGGACGACAGCUCACGGGCCUUUGUACGGCUCUGGGUAGCUACACAUCACAACGUGAAGUCGUAAUGCGGCAAUCCAGAGAUGUCGGAAAAAUCUGAGUCUUGCGACAGAAUAGCGACUAAAGGCAAAACUCUGAGUAAGAGGCCAAGGCAUGAUUUUGCAACGUCAACUUUUAAGACAUUAUUCGACGUCACAUACACACUGCUAACACUACACAACGAUAUUGUUUAAUCCUCAAAUAAGUGUGACCACAACACCUGCCUUUGUUAUAAGUAGCCAGACAUGGAGUUUUGAAUUUUUUAGGGUAGCAAACAUUGCUAAAUAUCAUGGACAACUUUAGCUAUUGCGCUAUGGCAGCAUAUUAGGGCCAUGGAAAAACAAAUAACCUUUUAUUCACAAAAGAAAGGGGAUGAUAUUUCAAAAAAUAUGUCAGAUUUCUUAGAUUUAUUUUGGACGGUAGAGGAGAUACCCACACACAAAUGUAACACAAAAUAAGGGUGCUCAAAGUGCAAAAAAUGAUAAAGAGCGAAUAAAAACAGCAGCAGACGUUUCAGUCCUUGACUAUCAACAGUGCUUUAUCUCAGCCUGUUGAUCUUCUUGUGGCUUUCUCGCCCCGUUACAUUGGUGUGUGUGUAUCUCAUCUAUCGUCCUUUCUUGUUUGUCCGUCGUACCGAUGCACCCAAGACAAACCUUUUCGUUGCCCCAAGCAGGCACAGUUUCACAGGAGCCCUAAGACAUGUUUGAAUUGUAAGUCGCUUAGAUUUAAAGGGAACUUAUUAUCCAUAGCAUAUCUUCCAGUUUUGAAAUGAUCAGGUCCACGUAAGAGUUUUAAUGUGGUCCACCAAACAACUCUGCGUUCAGUCUGCUCGAAGAUGUGUCACCGUCUCUACAAAGGAAAAGAAGCAAAACAGAUACUCUUAAGGGCUGCUUCAUGGAUAAUACGUCGCUGAGAUAAGGAGAGGAUGCUAAUGGAAUACGACAAAUCGUAUUCUAGGAAGUGAUUAUUUUUGCAAAUCACAAAUGUCUGUGAUGCACAUAUGUGACGUGUUUCCGGCUUUUUAUAUAAAUGGUAAAUGGACUGCAUUUAUAUCGUGCUUUUAUAAUCUUAGUGACCACUCAAAGCACUUUGCAUCAACAACUUACACACACACAUUCAGAAGCAAUUUAGGGUUCAGUAUCUCGCCCAAGGACACUUCGACAUGUCCACUGCAAGAGCCAAGGACUGAUCCACUGACCUUCUAAUUGGUCGACAGCUCUGCGAUGAUUAGUCAAUAAGUUCAUUGACAGGAAGAUAAUAAUGGGUGUGGUUUUCUUAAGAAAAAAUUCUGUAGUUCCAGCUUCUCGUUAUUUUUUUAUAUGUAUUGUGUUAUAGUGAAUUGAAUAACUUUGGCGGAUUGGUCAGACAAAUAAGCAAUUUGAUGACAUCAUCUUCACGUUAGGAAACCGUGUUGGUUUUCUGACAUUUUAUAAAACAGUUACUCAAGAAAAUAAUCAGUGGGUUAAUCAAUAAUAAAAAAUAAUAGUAGCCGUCCUUCAAGUAUUGAUCCAUGGCCCUAACAUGCUGUCACAGCUGCAUUUAAAGGGAGAAAAAUCUUUAUCUUAUAGAAGGAAAUCUCGCUUAUGUCCAUGUUUUUCGUUGUUAUUUUUACAAAAAAAACAGACAAACACAGAAAGGGUGUAACUCCAACCUCCACCUACCUGCUGGUGAUUCAGACUUCCGACAUUGAAAGGAACGCAGCCGUACCAUUAAAAUGAGCCUGCUCACCAUCACCAGAGACUGGUCAGGACUAACUAAAGCACAUAAUGACACUGAUGUCAGGAAAAGACAAUCAUAGAGUACUUGUUUUUUGUGUAACAAUGCCACAUGCUGUGCCAAAAUCAAGUGAAUGAUGCCCUCCUUAUCGAAUCCCUGCUGGGCUUGACUGGUUAUGCUAGUUAGUGCAUGCCACUCGCACAGAGUCAUCCCUCUGACUCGUGUUUUAGUCCACGUUUGCAGCUUCUACAGUACAACCGGUAUGAGUUUUAUGUGUUUCAUCUCGGCCAUGUUGCCUCAAUAGUCCCACAUACAGUGAUUUUAACCGUCUUUUUUUUUUUUUUCACACAACUCCCUGAAAACAGGGUACGUUGAAAGAGUGACGUCAUGGUGCUAUGGUGGGUUGGGGAUAUGGCUGGUUGAACUGUAUUAUUAUGUACAUGCAGAAAUAGGCAUUAUCUGUUUGUAUAACAGCCCACCACCUUCUUAUGAUGGCAUGCAUAUACACUAACACACAAACAUGCAGAUACAGUACAUACAUCUACCUGUACACAUACUGUACACAUGCACAUAUUUGCAUAUAUGCAUGUGCCAAGAUAAAAUAUGGGUCUGACCCCACCACUGUGACCAACCAGUGGGAUUUGGAGGCCAGGUGAAUACUGGCUGGCCCAAAACAGUAUGAUUCAUCAUCAGCACGGUACACUGAGAAAGCUGGUGAGAUUGUGAAAACGUAGCGCUCUUUCCUUUCUUUUAUUUUAGCAGGUUUGUCCUUUUUUUGUUGUCGUUCUGAAAGCCUCUCUGGUAUUGUCGUUUGCAAUGUGACAAACAUUUGCUCUGUAUAUCUCGCUUUCUCAAGCUUCACACUACUCCUCAAAGCAGCUUGUGUUUUUUCUCCUCUUUUCUGUGAAGUGAUGCCUUUUAUCAAAGCAAUAGACUUGCUGCAGUGUUUGAAUGACCCGGACCUCACACACACACCUCGCAAACUGUACAGACUAAAAAAAAUAAAUGCACAGACAAUCAGAGGGAGAGAGAUGGAUGGGGGAGUGGGCACCCAGGCUCAGGCGGCCCGGUUGGCCGUGCUGAGCCAGAGCCAUUUGAAAAAAGUAACAUUGGCCAUGUUUACAUGCACCCCUGUCAUCCAUCGUCCUGUUGAGGUCAUCUUCAUGUUUGCAGGUACCUUUGAUACCCUGUGACUGAGCCUGCCUGGUGCCAUUAUUAAACCAGUUCACAGAGUAGUUCUGGAAGAAAAAACACAGCAAAGAUCAAAACAGUGUCACAUUAGUUACGACUUACAUCUGUUUCUGCAUGAUAGACUCAUUGAACUCAAAUAAUGUGAUAAUAAUGUCAGUUACCACAGGCGGUGAAAAAUAAAUCUGGUCAGUUAACCGGGGCUGGUUGCACAUUUGUUAGACUAAUCUGUAGGUUUAAGUCAGACUUAAUUCUCCUCUUAGGUUUGUCUGAUGGCCCUUUUCAACCAAAUACUCCCAGGAACUAAACUCAGGAACUGAAAAAGGACCUAAAUGUCCCUUUGGUGCAUUUGUUUUUGCAUUUCCUUUGCAUCUGAAGAACUGUGAGGGUUAGACUUGGAACUUACAUUUGGUAAAUUAGCCCUAAAAAGCAUUAAAAAGUAUUAAAAAGUGACAACUUUGUUUGAGACUUUCUUAACACAAUGAGUUGACAACAUUGUUAGCUGUACUGCUACAUGAAUGGUGGAUGCCCACUGAAAUGUGUUAACUUGCUCUCUCUUGACUCGUUUUUUAUAGACAUUUAGACUAGUGUCGGGAACUCGGCUGCCAACAAGGUUUAAAGAUAUUCCCGUGCUAUUCCAGCAACGACUAUUGCUUACUUUUAAGUCUGAAUGAAAAGUGCUGCAGCAGUUUGCAGGCUUGUGCUUGUCAAGGUGGGACCAAGUCAUUGUUUUGCAACUCACAAGUCAAGACUCACAAGUCAUAAACUUUGAGUUUCAAGUCUUAAACAAGUCAGAAUGGGCUCCUCACCAAAUUUAAUGCCAUUUUAACAAAAGAGUAUCAUAUAAAUUUUGGGAAAAUCAUUUGUAUUUAUUUGUUAAACAAAUUUCUGGAAAGACUCCAUCUGUAAUUUUCCACCCACACAUGCAAUUACUUUUACGUAGACCACUGCUUAAUUUUUGUACACAAAUUAGAUUAUCUUAGGCAUCACUUUUUGGCACUUGGUGAUGUAGUGUUAAUUCUUAAUGGUUUUUCUUCUGCACCUUGAUUGGUUGCUGUUGGAUUUGUUCCAACAACGUGCAUCAUCUUGCGACUUCCGUAUCGGCGGAAGGAAAACCAUUAAUGUUCUUUGUUUCAGGAAAUGAAGGGGAACAUACUUUUUAAUCUUUGGGCUUGAAGGUAUCAAAUAUUUUCAAGUCAAAAGGCUCAAGUCCAAGUUAACUCACGAGUCAAUGGUGUUAAAGUCCAAGUCAAGUUGCAAGUUAUCAAAUUUGUGACUCAAGUCUGACUCAGGUCCAAGGUAGUGACGUCAGUAGUUAAACUCCACCCUGAUAGCUGCAGGACCUUCAACACAUUCUACCUCAGGAGCAGGGACAAACUGUGGCCCCGGAACCAAAACUGGGGCUACGUUUCUUCGGUCGUAAUGCAAGUAAGGUUCCAGAGUUCCUGUAGAUAUUUCUUGGUUCCUGCACAGGUAAAGGGCCACAAUGAGAGUAAAGACGUUUGCACAAAAUGGAGUCUUUUCAAAGCUGCAUUGAUUGACGUUUUUGCCACUAAGGAGCAUAACUCCGCAGCAAGCUGACAUACCUUGAUGUACAGUAGGUUGUUGAUGGCUAAUGUGUUAGCAAACAUUGUAAGCAGAAAGUUUGCGUUCAGUUAAAGUUGUGUUUCUGACCACCUGAUGAAUGUAAGGCCGAUAUUUUUACUCCUUUUAGCUCUAGUUUGGUGUCCACCAACUCCUGAGGAAAACUCUUUAUCGGCUGGAUUUUCGUCUUUCUUAACAGCUAGUUUCUAACUUUGCCUGUUUGACAUUGGGUGCUUGACAGGUAGCAUAGAGUGGUUUUAUCAGAGCUUUUUGGCUAAAAGUGAUGCAGCUAUACAUUAAACUACGACUGUAAAACUAAAACAAUUAGCUAAAUUACAGAUAUUGUUUAAGGCUAAAGUUAGCCACUGCGUCCUGGCUCUUUCAGAGCAACAAUUACAUUGAUAUCGCUCUUUAAACCCAUGAACACUGCAGUAUCCUCCGUCGUUCCCCAACCCACAAGGUUUCUUGAGCACAGUUUCUCUGACAUCUGUUUAGUGAUCUUUUCUUUAGCUUUUCUUGAUCUAUUGCAAGGUUUGCAGAAUAUUUUUAUCAAUUUCCUUCAGCGAACUUGCAGUGAGGAACUAAUGCUUCAGGGCCAGGAUGGACAAGGCGAUUGGUAGGACUAACUGUACGUUCCAAAGAGGCAAAGUGUCGCGGACGCCCAAGAAGCAGGACUGUCAAAAAUAUUUGUGGCAGCUUUGGUCGCUCUAGUCGCUCAUCAGGUGAAACAUUGAACGCUCAAUCGUGUUUGUCAGUUUAAAGAAGCCGCAGAGCGAACUACUGGCUUGAAAGCAGCAUCAUCCCAUUCAAACCGAGCAAAGAAGACUUUCAUGCUACGUCGCAACAUUAGCCUGCAAUUCUCUCCUCUGUUACUAACAUUACACACUUUAAAACUCACCAGACCAACCAACUACCUCCGCGACACGAUCCCAAGCCUCAUUGUUUUUAUUCUGGUCUCUGUAACCGAACAGCGACACAUUAUAAAGGACUGAGUGGGCGUGAACGCAAGUAGUCAACUUCGCGAUAUCCAUCGUCGGAACAAGUGUGCUGUAGGAACCAAAGUUACAUGGCUUGUUCUCUGGGACCCACUUCACCGAAGCACGCCAGCAUUCCGAUUGGUUGUCGCUGAACCACGUCAGAGCUCAUUACCAUAAAGUCAAACAAGUUUUAACUAACUUUGCUCCACUCGCUUUGGUCGCUCAAGACGUGCGGCUGACGACCAGGUCGCCCAGGUCGCCGGGCUCUCAUUGAAAAUGAAUGACUUCCGCCAUUUUGGAAGCUCUGGUCGCUGUUGGUGUGAACGUACAGUAAGACCUCUCUUAUGGGCAGUGAGCAAAAAAUUAAGAUUCAAUUAAAUCUUAGUGUAUGUUCAAAGAUUGUCAAGAUUAGAUGGUUUUGUGAAAUUGAAGACAUCAGUCUAAAGACUUUUAGUUAGAUCUAAGUCAUAUCCAAAGUCUGCCUGUGCAGCCAGCCUCGGGUUCCUUGUAAUUAAAGUAUGAACUUUCAAGGUUAAUGGUCUUUCCGGUGAGUCACAAAUCCUACCUGACAGAAUGAUUUCAGAAAGUUUUCUGUGCCAGAAUGGCAGGUUAGUUCAUUACCUGGCUAUUCCCUAAAUGUACACAAAGGAGCUUACCACAUCUUGUGCAAAAGGAAACAAAAAUAAACACAUUUCAAAGAUAAAAAAAUUGCAAAAAGACAACUUCCAGUCCAAACUGGGCGAUAAACCAGACAUUACGGCAGUGUUCGUUUUUUGUUUUUGUCAUGACAUUUCAGCUCAGUCUUGUAAAGGCCAUGUUUUUUAUUUGAUAAGCGUCAUUUGAUGUUUAAAAGGAAUGGACUGUUAACUCAACCAUGUUGGGGGUUUUUUUAUAGCAAUGUACCGAAACCUUACCUCACCAUUAGCCAAACUUGUUCGCAGUAACCUCAGAGCCCUCUGGUGGCAGUACUACAUUGAAAAGGCUGAAAAUUGCACUCAAUUGACAAACGAUGGCCUUAUAAAGUUCAUACGGCUAACAUGGGGAGCAAGCUUUAAUUUGGAGUUGUGCUUCUGGUGACCUGAUGAAUGUAAGUCUAGUAUUUGCUCAGCCUCGAUCACUGUUCUGAGAAAAAUAUCUGGCUCUUAAGCUGCUACUGUAAGUGUUUUAGUGUGUUCACCAGGUAGCCGCUAACUGUCUGGCUGCCCUCUAGUGGAGGGGAGGUAGUGUUCAGUUUAUUUACCUGUAAACAGCUGCCUGGUUAAAGCUGAUAGAAACGUUGAGACCGACCCGAAACGGUUACGUUGUGGGUCCAAAACCGAAACAGUGAACUGAAAGAUGCUAAAAUGCUGAAGAGCUUGUGAUGAAUCAGUGUGGGCUCGUUACUGCAAGCAACACCUUCACAUUAUAUUGGCUCAUUCUUCACAUAAAAUUAACAAUUAGUGCACUGUAAACCCCAAAUUACAUUAAAAUACAAAUGAGAGAAAACUUUAGGAACCUUAACUUGUCUGAUACAAAUGUUUGUGUUUUCUGUAGGUUGUGUACAAACUGGAGUUUAAUGGCCGUAAGAAUAUGUUGGAUUUUUACACGUCGCACACAUAACCAUAAUUACUUGAAUUACCGUAUGCACAGAGCUGUCGGUGCAUGUAAACAUAGUCAAUGCUGCCUGCUGGUUCAGAUGAUGUUUACUGUUCCUGAAAAGGUGCCAGCGCGCUGUUAUCUCUCCCACGAGUUGUUGCUUUUAAGGUUACUCAGUUACAAACCAAUAACAAGAGAGAAAAGCUAUUUUACAGUACAAAGGAAAAAGGAUGUAUAUUUUCAGACUGCAGAUUUUUUUUACGGAUGUUGUUCGCAUAAUAUGAACAUAUUGUUUUGCAUAGCUGAAAAAAAAAAACAUUUUCUUGCUCUCAAACCCAUUUCCACAUCUCUGCAAAAAAAAAAAAAGAAAAAAUACUAUGAGCAAGACAUUAUGAAUUGUAAAAAAAACAAAACAAAUUAGUGCAGCAUUACUUCUAUUUAAAAGAUUACUGUAGCUGGAUUUCACUGUCAGUAAAAAGCAACACAGCUGAACACAUUUAAAGAGUAACUAACCCCAGAAGUUUGGCUGAAAUACCUCGACCCUGGAAAUACCUCUAGAACCAGGCCCCCAGGUGGUCAAAUCAUGGAAUUACAAUUUCAGGGUCUGUCAUGCGAUGCCACUGCGCCCAAAAAGACUUUUUCCAUAGACUUAUAUUGUGAAAGAGACAUCUGUAAAUCAGUGGAUACAGUUUUUUGAGCAUCAGAACCACCACAAAAAAUUUUUUUUACUAUUGGGAGUUGUUUCAUUUUGACAACAUUUCAAACUUAAAUUAUUUUGUCACCAUUCAUGUUAGCGGGCUAAACCAGAAGUUAGCCGCUCAGCUGAUGAUAGCCUGCAAAAGUCUGUAGCAUGCUUGCCCUGUGGGCCCAACGAUGCAGAAGAGCUGGGUAAAUUUUAUACCCUGGAAGUUUAACUUUUUAUGCCCCAGGUACCACUGAGCAGCUUCCAUAGAACUGAACGGGGCCCCGCCUCCAUCGCUGUAUCCUGCCCAGUCACUCCUUUGUGCAGCAAAGGAAUCGAGGGGUGGGGGGGCUUUGUUGGUGACGAAAACAGCCACCAUAUGUCACUUUUCUUCAGAUCAGCCAGUGGCAAAAUUCUGUUUCAAAAGCCGAGUUUCAACCAUUAGAGUGCAGUCGCUGUUCAUAUUUAUAACCCGAUAUGUACAGUGACCUGAAUCAACAAAACUACUAAAUACCCAUAUACAUUGGUUUUCAGCUGAGAACAAAAAGUGGUUUGGGGGUUAGUUACUCUUCAGGUCAACGUCUUGAUCAAAGUGUAACCAGCAUCAGAGAAAAAAAAUCAUCCACCGUCAACACAGAUUUCUCUCCUUGUGUGUUUGAGUGUCUUCUUGUUCAACUCAUCUGUUCAACACUUACUGGAAAACCGUCGCGGUGAGAAAGGGAGUGAGAUAAAGUGUGUGUAGGUGUAGGAGUGAAUCUGUGGCAGCAAAACAAAAGAUGAGAAAAUUCUGAUCCAAAUUUGCUGCCUUGCACUCAGUAUUUACCGGAAACAUUGUCCGAUAAUGCAUUGUCCAGCUGUGGACAGUGUUCUGACGUGAGCGUGGAGAACUUCAAGAGGAAAUGAUUUUGAUGCUCAUGACUGACGAUGAUUGCAGCUAAUGUGAAUUGGCUCUUGAGAAUAAAGAUGGUUUUGAGAGAA